Erigeron canadensis is the source of this 1780-nucleotide messenger RNA. Its product is annotated as tRNA-dihydrouridine(16/17) synthase [NAD(P)(+)]-like. Lineage: Eukaryota; Viridiplantae; Streptophyta; Magnoliopsida; Asterales; Asteraceae. The transcript is spliced from 3 exons. Gene Ontology annotation, biological process: tRNA processing. The record is from RefSeq and is a predicted model, not a curated record. Bases 241 to 1437 code for a protein of 398 amino acids. Gene Ontology annotation, molecular function: flavin adenine dinucleotide binding; tRNA dihydrouridine synthase activity.
CCCAUUUCCCAAAUGGUAUUAUAUCUUGAUACUACGAGGAACGUGACAAUACCCGAAUAGAAUUUGGUGCUCAUCUCUACUCUACUUUAAUUUUCUAAACACAGGGACACAGCAAUUCGGCUGGACCCGGUCCAACAACAUAUCACAUUCUUCAUCAACAGCCCCAAACCGUUGUUUUUUAACCCCUUUUUUGCCUCCAAAACUCAUUACGGCGGCGAUGGGCGUCACCACCACCACCAAAUGAAAUUCAAAUUCAUUUUCAAAUCCCCGACCACCACAAUAUCCCAUCUUUCCACCAACCACCCACUAAUCAUGCCUUUCUCUACUCUAACCGAAACCCUAAAUUCCGUCGCCAACACUGCCGACAAUCUCUGCUCAGAAACACCCCCUCCACCACCUGAACAACCUCCAUUUCUAAACCCAGUUAUGACCCGAGAAGACCGGGUCGAAAAAGCCUGGUCUCAGUGGCUAAAAAUCGGUGAACCCAAAUUCAUAGUUGCACCAAUGGUUGAUAAUUCCGAACUUCCGUUUCGUAUUUUGUGUCGAAAAUAUGGAGCUCAAGCUGCUUAUACACCUAUGCUUCAUUCUCGUAUAUUUUCCGAAAACCAUAAGUAUAGGUCUCAGGAAUUUACUACCUGCAAGGAAGACCGACCGUUGUUCGUUCAGUUUUGUGCUAAUGAUCCCGAGACGUUGUUAGAAGCAGCGCGACGAGUGGAGGCUUAUUGUGAUUAUGUUGACAUCAAUUUGGGGUGCCCUCAGCGUAUUGCCAGGCGGGGAAAUUAUGGAGCCUUCCUAAUGGAUAAUCUUCCUGUUAUCAAAUCCUUGGUGGAAAAACUAGCCGUUAACCUUAGUGUACCUGUUUCUUGCAAAAUCAGAAUCUUCCCAGACUUGCAAGACACUCUAAACUAUGCAAAAAUGCUAGAAGAUGCAGGUUGCUCUCUUCUUGCAGUCCAUGGACGCACUAGAGAUGAAAAAGAUGGGAGAAAAAUUAGAGCAAAUUGGGAUGCAAUACGGGCAGUUAAAAUGGCUCUUAAAAUCCCGGUUCUUGCAAAUGGCAAUAUCCGUCAUAUGGAUGAUGUCCAAAAUUGCUUAGACCAAACUGGUGCUGAUGGAGUACUCUCAGCCGAAUCUCUUCUUGAAAAUCCUGCUCUCUUUGCUGGAUUCAGAACUGUUGAUUUGCUGUCUGGUAUUCAAAAUGGUAAUCAUGAUGGGAAUCUGGAUCAGGGUGAUUUAGUGGUUGAAUAUUUGAAGCUAUGUGAGAAAUAUCCUGUGCCAUGGAGGAUGAUUGCAUCCCAUGUUCAUAAGAUGUUGGGAGAGUGGUUUAGGGUUCAUCCACAUGUAAGGGAGGAUCUUAAUAAACAAUCCAAACUAAGCUUUGAGUUCAUGUAUGAUAUGGUUAAUCGUCUCCGGGAUCUUGGUGUUACAAAACCUCUUUAGGAGGCAAGUUCGUUGGAAAAUGUAUCUGCCAACAACGAUUGCUUAGAGAGGUAACAAAUGCUUAAUAUUGGUCUACGACUUCCAAUACUGGUAUGCGACUUCUAAUACUUAACUUCACCAUCUUGGGUUGGUUUUAAUAUUUGAGCUGGUGGUGACUGUCUUAUUGUAGUUAAUAUUCAUAAGCAGAAUAUGUAUUUACUGGAAUCACACAACAUUUUCAGUUGAGGGUGAAUUCCGGUUACAAUUUUGUCCAUUUCUUACUUAUACAUGAUUUUAAUGUAUUAGAUAUGAUUACAGAAGAAACUGUUACUGGUGACAUAAUAUAUAGUUUGUGUUUGUGAUA